GGGGGAGGUAAAGAGAAAGGAGGAGCAAUGCUGAAGGCUGAUGGAGUCCACCCCAAUAGCUAUUUCUCUUCAUCAACAUCUACUUCCCCAGCACCCUCAAAGUGAGAAAAGGCUCAGGGUGUCCAAGUCUACAACCACCACUACUGCCUACAACCCCCUUCCCACCUCCCCUACUAAAGGGGAUGGAGACAGAGAGACUCCAGGAAGAAGACGAAGAUGAGACUGAGCAGAGCCUUCCCCCAGAUGAUCAGGGCUGGCCCUCUCUGAAUACUAUCAGACCUUGGAGAUCUGCACCCUCAACCCCUCCCCAUUCCAGGGACCAAAACACAGCCCUGGGACCCCGCUCGGCCUCCAUGCUCUCCCUGCAGACAGAACUCUUCCUGGACUUGGUAGCAGAAGCUCAGUCCAAAAGGCUGGAAGGACAGAGAGCCAUCUUCCACACUCCCCCUGGCUCUCUAGCCACAGCCUCCGCCCAAGUCCAGGUUACAGAGGAUAGAGACCAGCUCUACAGCACCAUCCUCAGUCACCAGUGCCAGCGUAUUGAAGCUCAGCGGUCAGACCCGCCCCUUCCACCAGGAGGGCAAGAGCUCCUGGAGCUGCUGUUGAGGGUGCAGGGAGGUGGCCGAAUGGAGGAGCAAAGGUCCAGACCUCCUACACAUACCUGCUGAGCUCUCCCCCUCUCCUCCUGAAGUUGGGGGUGGUGGAGUAAGGGACUGAGAACACUGGCAAAGAAUUGUUUCAGUGCAGAUCUGUCUCCAGGGGGCACUAGGGACUGCAGAAGGCAGCGAACACCUCAGAAUCAACUCCUCACCUCCAUUCUUCUCUGUGGGUAUACUGAUGCUGAGACCCCUAAACUUUCCCCACUGAGGAAUUCCAGGACAUUCUCUAGGAGAAUCAAGAGUAGGGAUAGGAAGGACAGAGGAGGAUAAGAGCAUUGUGGGCGAGGGAGUGAAAAGGGGGAAUCCUGGUAACUGAAACCGUCCCUGGAGGGCACCUACCCUCUUUGUCCCACUUGGAUCUGAAGUGCUGCGGUCAGAACAGAAUUAAAUCUUAAGGAAUGACAGAGACUAUCCAGAUCCAAUCAGACAUGUACUGCCAGCAAUAUCAGUAUCCCAAAGGUUUCUCUGCCCUCCUAAGAAACUCUCAGAAGUGCAAAUGGGACAGCACCUCUAUACUUUAGCCCUGGUUACUCCCAAGACACACACAUCACUGCCCCCUGAAGGGGACCAAUUUCCAUCCGCACUCCCUCCCUGCCUCCAAAAAGGCCAGGACCUUUGAGAGGAUAGAGUGCUGCCCUGGAUAAACAGCUGUGGCCUCUUUGCCCCUUUCCCAACAUCCACCUUUCCCUUCAGUGAGGGGAAAGGCUUGGGAACUCUGAGGGAAGAGAUUAGAACCCUCCAGCCCCUACACCCUACCCCCCAUCUCAUCCUUUGAGAGAACAGGAUGGAGUGGGGAGGCCCAAGGACAGAGGCCCCUUCUUCUCCACCCCACCUCCCCAAGUGCUUGAUGUUCCAAUUUUGUGAAUAAAUUUAAUUUCCUUCUCA
Molecule: messenger RNA, 1544 nt
Organism: Phascolarctos cinereus (koala)
Lineage: Eukaryota; Metazoa; Chordata; Mammalia; Diprotodontia; Phascolarctidae
Gene: GPSM3
Product: G protein signaling modulator 3
Biological process (GO): positive regulation of inflammatory response
Molecular function (GO): GTPase regulator activity; protein binding
Source: RefSeq, a predicted model, not a curated record